Besnoitia besnoiti is the source of this 1125-nucleotide messenger RNA. RefSeq lists its product as uncharacterized. The record is from RefSeq and is a predicted model, not a curated record. The coding region runs from base 1 to 1125 and encodes 374 amino acids. Lineage: Eukaryota; Apicomplexa; Conoidasida; Eucoccidiorida; Sarcocystidae. The transcript has 4 exons.
AUGAGCGCCAAGAGGCUCCAUAUUGUAGCGAGACGCGGCUGCAGAAGUCCGCUUCGUGUCUGUCUUUUCGAGGAGGAACGAGAAGGGCCGAUCUGCUCCACAUCGAGUCUUCCCGGAAAACUGAAGAGCAGGCAACGCGCAGCCACCUUCGGGGCGCUCGUCCGCGCCACGAGCACCGGUCAUCGGCAGCCCGCUGCACUCCUUCCGCCUCCCCACGGGUCGAGCAAUGUAAGGAUUCUCUUUGCUGUAUUGGCCAAGGAGGGUUCGGAGCGGAAGAAUGGCCAUUGGUGCCCGUUUGAUGAACUUCUGGGCGGAGUGGCGGCGCUCAACGACCUACGACAAGCUGUGCUUGAGAAACAGGCCAGACGCUUGCGCGAGCUGUCCGCCUACUAUCAAAAGUGUCAGCAUCUUUCAGAGGAGAACAACUACCUCAAAUGCCGACAGCGAGCCCUCGCCAGGCAGUUGAAAGAAGUUGAGGAAGCAAGCCGGGCCCAGAGAGACGCCGAACUCAAGAAGAUGUCCGCCUUGAACACCCAUUUGCUUCACGACAACAUGGUCCUUCACACAUCCCUGGCCUCGCUGAUCAACGGGCAGCCGACGGUUGUCGCGGGGUUGUUCGAGGAAGACACCAUCUUCUGGGAAGUCCCGAACUUCGCCUUGCUGCUUCAAGGACGCACGUGCACACGAGUCGUCAGUCCUUGGCUGAAGAGCGAGAAGCGCAGAAACUGCCGCGUGCGGUUUCUCUUGUAUCCGUUCGGAACAAGACAGGACCGCCUGGCACAGGCCACUGGGAAGAACUCCUGCGAGCCGCCUGCGUGUGGAACGCAGUGCCCUUCUUUAUUUGUCCGAAUGAAAGGCGACGUGGAAGCAACUUUCUACCUCUUCUACGGAAGACGGUGCACUUCACCCGUGACGUAUAAAUUCAGUGAAUCACUGGGAGGGGGGCGUUCUUUCUACCGCCACGACUUUUGCAGCUCGUGGCGCGACGACCUCCGUCACCUCGGAGAAGAGCCGUUCUAUGUAGGACUCUCGCUAUUGCAGUGCUGUCAGAGAUCGCAGUAUCUGAUCCGACAUCAUGACCAUCACUCCGCUGACCUGAAUCGGCGAUCUCUGCGCCUAGGCUGA